UGACUUCAGAGGCGUCCGCCUGUCCCCCGCCGCACCUGAGCCGCUGCGAUGCUGUAGGACCGCCGUCUGGACCGUUAUCCGCCCGCACCCGCCUGCCGCCACCAUGCCGCGCUCCUUCCUCGUCAAGAAACAUUUCAACGCAUCCAAGAAGCCCAACUACAGCGAACUGGACACACAUACAGUGAUCAUUUCCCCGUAUCUCUAUGAGAGUUACCCCAUGCCUGUCAUACCAAAACCAGAGAUCCUCAGCUCAGGAGCAUACAGCCCUAUAACUAUGUGGACAUCGGCGGCUCCAUUCCACUCCCCUCUACCCAGUGGUCUUUCUCCUCUUACUGGAUACUCCUCACCUUUGGGGCGAGUAAGCCCCCCUCCUCCAUCUGAUACUUCAUCCAAGGACCACAGUGGUUCAGAAAGUCCCAUUAGUGAUGAAGAGGAAAGACUGCAAUCCAAGCUCUCAGAUCCCCAUGCCAUUGAAGCUGAGAAGUUUCAGUGCAAUUUAUGCAAUAAGACCUAUUCUACUUUCUCUGGGCUGGCCAAACAUAAGCAGCUGCAUUGUGAUGCUCAGUCUAGGAAAUCUUUCAGCUGCAAAUACUGUGACAAGGAAUAUGUGAGCCUGGGUGCCCUUAAGAUGCACAUUCGGACCCACACACUGCCUUGUGUCUGCAAGAUCUGUGGCAAGGCUUUCUCCAGACCCUGGCUGCUUCAAGGACACAUUAGAACACACACAGGGGAGAAGCCUUUCUCUUGCCCUCAUUGCAACAGAGCUUUUGCAGACAGGUCAAACCUGAGGGCACACCUGCAGACCCACUCUGAUGUAAAGAAAUACCAGUGCAAAAACUGCUCCAAAACCUUCUCCAGAAUGUCUCUUCUGCACAAGCAUGAGGAGUCUGGCUGCUGUGUGGCACACUGAGUGGUGUAACCAGUGUUUACUCGAACAGAAUGCAUUUCAUCACUCCAAUGCCAAAUGCCAAAUGAAAGUCCAAAGCCAUUUUCUCUUGUGCUUACCUACCAAAUAAUAUGUAUAGACACAUACAAGAAUCUCUCUCAUACACAAACACACACACAAACACACACACACACACACACACACACACACACACACACACACACACGAAACUACAGAACAUAAUCUAUAUGCUUAAAAUUAAUCCUUUCUAUGUGAAAUUUAAAGUUAUAUUUACUGACAGCUAGAUUGAAAGGCUAAAAGACAAGAACCUUUCUCUUUAAAGAUGAAGUGAAAAGCACAUUGCAUCUUUUCUUACUAAGAAAGAAUGUGGAGAUUUACAUUGCUGCCAAACCAUUUCAACUAAAAGGAACAGUAUUGCUUCAAAAUAGAGCUAUAAUAGUGUUUCCAAGAGGAAGAGAGUCUGCCAGAUGCUAUCUCAGGUGCCUUAUAAAAUACUCCAUGUUUACUUCCUUACAUGUCAGAUGUCUGGUUGUCAUCGGUGAAUGAAAGCCUUUUCUGGAUUACCUACAAUGCUUUAAACUCUAUUGUUAAGAGAAAAAAUAUGAGAAAAAGAACAGAACACAAGAGAAUGUAUUAAAAUA
Onychomys torridus (southern grasshopper mouse) is the source of this 1548-nucleotide messenger RNA. RefSeq names its product snail family transcriptional repressor 2 (gene Snai2). Gene Ontology annotation, biological process: regulation of DNA-templated transcription. Lineage: Eukaryota; Metazoa; Chordata; Mammalia; Rodentia; Cricetidae. The record is from RefSeq and is a predicted model, not a curated record. The transcript has 3 exons. Bases 104 to 910 code for a protein of 268 amino acids. Gene Ontology annotation, molecular function: DNA-binding transcription factor activity, RNA polymerase II-specific; RNA polymerase II cis-regulatory region sequence-specific DNA binding.